Molecule: messenger RNA, 4988 nt
Organism: Meleagris gallopavo (turkey)
Lineage: Eukaryota; Metazoa; Chordata; Aves; Galliformes; Phasianidae
Source: RefSeq, a predicted model, not a curated record
UAUCUAAAAGUCUUCCCUAUCUCUCACUGUUAGUGCAUCCUUGACCCUCAAAGCUGUUCAGCCUCUUGUGCAAAUGCAUUUCUGGUAGCUCAAGGUUUCACAGAACAGAAGGUGUCCUCUUACAUGUUUAUUCUUUCUGAUGUUGCAGGAUCAGGCAUUUCUGACCUAGCAGAUCUCCGCCUUGUGAAUGGCUUUGAUAAAUGCUCUGGAAGGCUUGAAGUUUUUCAUGACCAGCGCUGGGGAACUGUUUGUGCUGAUGGCUGGGACCUUGCUGAAGCUUAUGUGGUUUGCAGGCAGCUGGGCUGUGGGGCAGCACGCUCUGCCUCAAGCUUUUCCAGAUUUGGGGAAGGACCUUAUCUGACCUGGGUUGAUGCCGUGGAGUGCAUAGGGAUGGAGCGAGCCCUCUUUGAAUGCAAAGUCAAGCUUUGGGGAGCCCACAGCUGCAAGUCCAAGGGAUAUGCAAGUGUCGUGUGCUCUGAGGCUGUAGAUGUAGAUCUGCGGAGCCCAGAAGCCAUACGGCUGGCGAAUGGCCCACACCGCUGCUCUGGACGGGUGGAGGUGUUUCACAGUCAGCAGUGGGGGACCGUGUGCCAUGAUGGCUGGGAUCUGAAUGAUGCCAAUGUGGUGUGCCGGCAGCUGGACUGUGGAACGGCGGUGUCAGCUCUGAGGAUGUCUUCAUUUGGGCGAGGGUCUGGCCCCAUCUGGCUAGAAGGGGUGAGAUGUUUUGGGACAGAAGCUACCCUCACUGAAUGCCCAGUCAAGCCUAAAGGACUCCAUAGUUGCAGCCAUUUGGAAGAUGCUGGUGUUGUGUGCUCAGGCUCAGGAACUUCCAAUAUUUCCACACUUCGGCUGGUGGAUGGUUUGAGUGAGUGUGCUGGGAGGGUAGAGGUGUUUUACAACAAUGAGUGGGGGACAGUCUGCGAUGACAACUGGGACAUGAAUGAUGCGGCGGUGGUGUGUCGGCAGCUGGGAUGUGGGACUGCACUGUCAGCCCCGGGAUCGGCUCGAUUUGGGUGGGGGCACAGCCGCAUCUGGCUGGAUGAAGUACGCUGCACAGGGGAGGAAAAUGAUAUCUCACAGUGCGCAGCUAAGACCUGGGGUGUCCACAACUGCCAUCAUGGAGAAGAUGCUGGUGUGGUGUGCUCAGGAAACUUGAGCUCAGCUGAUGUACGGCUGGUGAAUGGUCCCAGCCGCUGCGCCGGGAGAGUGGAGGUCCUGCACAACGGGCAGUGGGGGACAGUGUGCGAUGAUGGCUGGGACCUGAACGACGCCAAGGUGGUCUGCAGGCAGUUGGGCUGCGGAACAGUGCUGUCGGCCCCGGGCAGGGCUUACUUUGGGCAAGGCACUGGGUACAUCUGGUUGGAUGACGUGAGCUGCACUGGGAUCGAGGAUGCACUCCCUCAUUGCCAAGCCCGUCUAUGGGGACAGAAUAACUGCAACCACAGAGAAGAUGCUGGUGUGGUCUGCUUAGUGACAGACACCUCAAAAACCAACUCCCUGCGGCUAGUGAGUGGCCCCAACCGCUGCGCUGGCAGAAUAGAGGUGCUGCAUGAUGGACAGUGGGGCACGGUGUGCGAUGAUGGCUGGAACCUCCAAGCUGCCACUGUGGUGUGUCGACAGCUGAACUGUGGCAGGGCUGAGUCAGCCCCCAGCGGUGCUCGCUUUGGUCAAGGCACUGGGCAUAUCUGGCUGGAUGAUGUGAACUGUGCUGGGACCGAGGAUGCCCUUCACCAGUGCCGAGCCCGUCCAUGGGGAAUGAAUAACUGCAACCACAGAGAAGAUGCUGGCGUGGUUUGCUCAGACUCACGAUUAGAGAUUACAGCCAAAGUGCGGCUGGUGAAUGGUCCACAUCGCUGUGCCGGGAGGUUGGAGGUGUUUCAGAACGAGAGAUGGGGGACCGUGUGUGGCAACGGCUGGGACAUGAAUGACGCCAUAGUGGUGUGCCGGCAGCUGGGCUGUGGCAUUGCUCUCUCGGCUCCUGUCCAGGCUCACUUUGGCCAAGGGUCAGAUCCCAUCUGGAUGAACAGAGUGUCCUGCAUCGGGACAGAAAGUUCCAUUUCAGAAUGCUUGUCGUCUCCAUGGGGAAUCCAACUGUGCACCCACAUGGAUGAUGCCGGCGUGGAAUGCUCAGAUGACACAUCAACUCUUCGCCUGGUGAAUGGCCCUCAUCGCUGUUCUGGUAGAGUCGAGGUGUUUCACAACCAGCAGUGGGGAACUGUUUGUGAUGAUGGCUGGGACAUGAAUGAUGCCAUGGUGGUGUGCAGACAGUUGGGCUGUGGGGAAGCGCUGUCAGCCACAACACAAGCUUCCUUUGGACGAGGGGUGGAUCCCAUCUGGCUGGACAGAGUUGCUUGCACUGGGAGAGAAAAUGCUCUUGUACAGUGCAGGGCCAGACCCUGGGGAGUCAACGUCUGCACACAUGAAGAAGAUGCUGGUGUUGUGUGCUCAGACAAAAAUAUCACAGCGGAGGCAGCAGAGAUCCGCCUAGUGAAUGGCCCCAGCCGCUGUGCUGGGAGAGUGGAGGUGCUGCAUGAUGGACAGUGGGGCACGGUGUGCGAUGAUGGCUGGAACCUCCAGGCUGCCACUGUGGUGUGUCGACAGCUGAACUGCGGCAGGGCUGAGUCAGCCCCCAGAGGUGCUCGCUUUGGUCAAGGCACUGGGCAUAUCUGGCUGGAUGAUGUGAACUGUGCUGGGACCGAGGAUGCCCUUCAUCAGUGCCAAGCCCGUCCAUGGGGAAUGAAUAACUGCAACCACAGAGAAGAUGCUGGCGUGGUUUGCUCAGAAAACCACACGUCUCCCCUUGCAGAAGACUCCAACACCACGGAAGAAAUGCAGAUCCGGUUGGUGAAUGGCCCGAAUCGCUGUGCUGGCAGAGUGGAGGUGUUUCACAACAGGCAGUGGGGAACAGUGUGUGAUGACAGCUGGAAUUUAAGGAGCGCUAAGGUGGUUUGCCGGCAGCUGGGCUGUGGGACAGCGGCGUCAGCUCCAGGCAAGGCUCACUUCGGAAGAGGGUCUGAUCCCAUCUGGCUGGACGAUGUGGAGUGCAGUGGCACUGAAGCCAGCCUCUCCCAGUGCAGACUGAAUAACUGGGGAAACCAUAACUGCAACCACGAGGAAGAUGCGGCAGUGGUGUGCUCAGGCACCAACCCCUUGCAGCUGCGGCUGCAGGACAGCUCAAGCCCCUGUGCAGGUCGUGUGGAGGUUCGGUACAAUGCCACCUGGUACAGCAUCUGCGACAAAAGCUGGAGCUCGUUGGAGGCAGAGGUGGUUUGCAAGCAGCUGGGCUGCGGACCAGCACAGCCUAAAAGUGCAGGAACCCAGGUCAGCCAGGAUCACAACUACAUCUUUCUGGAGGGGCUGCAAUGCCGCGGUGGCGAGUCACUCCUCCUGGAGUGCCAGCAGAACAAGGUUGGCCCAGGGCUGUGCCAGCACCGCGUGGCAGCCAGUGUGGUAUGCACGGAGCCAAGAGGCUCUCCAUCGUCCUGCUCUGCACUGGUAGCGCUGCUCAUCCUGAUGGUGAUGGUGAGCGGGGUCCUGCUGUGGCUCUACCUUAAGAGCAGGUGCACUGGAACAGGCCAAGCUGCAGACCUUAGAUGUCCCAGGGAGCGAGGUGCCUCUGCAAUGCCCUUCCAGACUGCAGGAGCCAUCUACCAUCCAGCUGAAGGACAACUCCAUAAGGAUGCUGACACAGAGACAACUGAGCUCAUCAGAGAAGAUGCUCUCUUGUGAUGCUGGCGCAAUCCCUUCUGCAGAAGCAGCACUAUCAGCCCACGCUGUGGGGUCAUCAGCCAAGCUCAUUCCUCUUUUCCUCCUGCAUCUCAUUCUUCAGAGCAAAUGCUUUUUCCCUUAAGCUCCUGCAGAACAUGCUUUCGAGGAGACUGCAAAGCACAGCUUAUGGACUGGACAUUUAUAAAACAGUCUGUACCAAUGAUUUAUACUCAGGAGCCCCAAAACAGCUAUCCAGUCUUCUGAAGGUUAUUUGAUCCAGGUCAAUUUCAGAGGUUUCUGAUGCCAUAUACCAGACAGUAGGACAGCCUGGUAGCCGUGCAGCCUGACAUCACGUUGAGCAGAGUAGCAGGGAAGCUGAAACAGGACUAAAACUGCUAACAAAUUAAAGGAGAAGCGUGUCCCCAAUCCUUCCAGCUGUGGUGAGCAUUAAUGCUGUGAGAUGUAAUGCUCUGUGCUCCUCUGCAGGGAAGCCAGCCAGGGCUGCCUGGUGCCUCCUGCACUGGGUGGCUUCCCUCAACCUAGCAAAUGUAGGCAAGCCCCCAUUUCUUGUCUAUACCAGGCACAAGAUUGUAUUCUUGGCUGAGCUAACAGUAUUGCCAGCAGGUCAAGAAGCAAUUCCUCCCCUCUAUUUAGCACUGGUGGGAGUGCAACUGUAAUGCUGGAUCCAGUUCUGGAUCCGCCAAUACAAGAAAGACAUGGACACACCGGAGAGAGUCUAAGGGCAUUCAAAAAGGAAGAUGUACGAACACAUCCAGGUGUGUAUCUGCAAAGGUGCUUUCACAGACACAGAGUGCCCAAUGCGAAAAAAAUUCAGCUCCAGAAGACAUUUAGGAAGACCAAGGAUAACAUCUCAAACACAACAGAUAAGUACUUCCAAGCAAUGGUCUAUUGACUGUGAGUUGUUUAGAGCACUGCCUCAGGUGUUUCAGAUAGACAGCACAAACACUCUGAACUACGGCAGAGAGCCAUCUGUGAGAUCCUCAGUGAUUACUGCACCUCAUGGAAUGUAAAAUGGGGUCAGUUUACCAAGGGUGACUGGGUACAGAGAGGGAGACGGCAUGGCAACAUUCUGCCUCUUCCAGUCUUGCCAGCUCAAAGCAGUAUGGGUAGGUUAUGCCUGAACAUGUCCAGUCCUAUCUCCUAACUUUGGAGGGGCUGGUUUCUUUCCAGUGCCCAUCAGUGCUAAUCUGUGUAUCAGCUAUUUUCAUUAUUUACAAUAGAUUACAAAACAUAUACAAAAUAAAUCCCUCUUGCCUUAC